AUGGGGCUGCCUCGGAGGGCGGGGGACCCGGCGGAGCUGCGCAAGAGCCUGAAGCCGCUGCUGGAGAAGCGCCGCCGCGCGCGCAUCAACGCGAGCCUGAGGCAACUCAAGGGGCUCAUCCUGCCGCUGCUGGGCAGGGAGAGCUCCCACUGCUCGAAGCUGGAGAAGGCGGACAUCCUGGAAAUGACCGUGCGCUUCCUGCAGGAGCUGCCCGCGUCCUCCGGCCCCGAGGCAGCGCCCGCGCCCUCAGACAGCUACGGUGAGGGCUACCGCGCCUGCCUGGCGCGUCUGGCCCGUGUGCUGCCCGCCUGCCGCGUCCUGGAGCCCGCCGUGAGCGCUCGCCUGCUGGAGCACCUGCGGCGGAGGGCGGCCGGCACCACCCCCGACGGGGGGCGCGCUGGGGACUCCUGCGGCCCUCCCGCGCCUUCCCCGCCGGCCGCGCCUGCGCCCGCGCCUCCUGAACCUCCCCGCGGCCUCUGGAGGCCCUGGUAGCCCCCUAGCCAGUCCACGGACCCUGCUGGCUGCAAGAGACCUGGGGCGCUGGGCAGACAGAGGAAACCCGUGGUGCCAGCUGCUGUUCCCGUCACGAGGUAGCAGCCCAGCAUCCACAGACCGGAACCUGGAUGUUCGUGAUCUGUGUGGCGACUGAAGGCCGUGCGGGCUCAGCUUAAGGCAAUCAGUGGAGCAGCCCAGCCUCACCACAACUUGGGUGCGUCUAGGUGGAGGCGAAGGGGGCAGGUGGCUGCAGAGGGAGGAAGGAGCCCCCCCACUGCAGCGACUGGAGGUGGGCCCUGGUACCGGGCCAGCCAUGCUUGGGCAGCUGGCACCAGCCCAAAGACUGGGCCAGGAACUCACGUCUAUUCUGACUGGUCACUGCCCUCCCAGUUGGGCCUGGCUCCUUAACAGCUCAGCUUUGGAACCUCUGGACACACAAUAGCAAUGGCCUGAGGGGCUCUACAGGCUGGGCAGCCAUCACCUCUGCUCCUGGGCUCUCCUGUCCCAUGCUUUCAGUUAUAGGGACUGGGUGCAGCCAAGGCUCUGUGUUGCUGGGGUUGGGGGCAUUGUAACAGGGCC
Molecule: messenger RNA, 1074 nt
Organism: Prionailurus viverrinus (fishing cat)
Lineage: Eukaryota; Metazoa; Chordata; Mammalia; Carnivora; Felidae
Gene: HES2
Product: hes family bHLH transcription factor 2
Exons: 4
Coding region: 1-492 (163 amino acids)
Biological process (GO): regulation of neurogenesis; anterior/posterior pattern specification; regulation of transcription by RNA polymerase II
Cellular component (GO): nucleus
Molecular function (GO): RNA polymerase II cis-regulatory region sequence-specific DNA binding; DNA-binding transcription factor activity, RNA polymerase II-specific; protein dimerization activity
Source: RefSeq, a predicted model, not a curated record